Messenger RNA from Racocetra persica, 130 nucleotides. Lineage: Eukaryota; Fungi; Glomeromycota; Glomeromycetes; Diversisporales; Gigasporaceae. The record is from the annotation of a GenBank genome assembly.
GGUCGGAGGUCGAUUUUCGCUUGACAUAAGGGUACCCAAUUUUACUAAUGAUAUGAGCUAUCCGGUUAUCAUUCAUGCAGUUCGCGAUCUUGCAAGGUGCAAUUGGCUAACUGGAUUCAAUUUGAGUUGA